Molecule: messenger RNA, 1610 nt
Organism: Phyllotreta striolata
Lineage: Eukaryota; Metazoa; Arthropoda; Insecta; Coleoptera; Chrysomelidae
Source: the annotation of a GenBank genome assembly
AAAUAUUUAUAGUGCACCCAAUGAAAUGGAAACUGAUAACGAUGAAGAAGCGAUCCCAGAACUAACCGAUGAGGAAAUAGAAGAAAUAGAACCAAUCGAAGAAGACAGUCCGCAAACGCCAGACAAAUGCGAGAAAUCCUACGAAGACGACGAAGGCUCCAUCUGCCCGAUAUGCCUGGAUUACUGGACCAACGCCGGCGACAAUCGCAUCAGCUCGUUGAAGUGCGGCCAUCUUUUCUGCCGUCAAUGCCUACUCAGAUGGCUCGACUCGCCCAGCAGAAACUCCUGCCCGACGUGCAAGAAACGCGCCCGCAAGUCCGACAUUCGACCCAUAUACGCCCGACGACUAACGGCCGUGGACAAUUCCCAAAUCGAAGCCCUACGCGACCAACUGAGCGCCGCCAUCGAAGAGAAACACAAAUUCCAAUUGGACAUAUCGAAGUACGCGUGCAGGGAGAGCGUCUACAAACAGAGGAUUAUUGAAUUAGAGGCCGAAAUCGUACGAUUGAAUCGAACCACUCGACCGAUCGAGAACAACCGAUUCGACGUACCGAACAAGAAACCUACUAGAUUGUACCUGGACAAAUCGCUGGAGAUUUGCAAAAAGGACGGUUGUAGGGUGUUCGAUUCGAACAACAACCUCAACAUUCUGAUAGCCUCGUCGAAGUCUCCCAGCACUCUGUUCGCUGGUUUCGGCGUGCGUUCGGUCGAUCUAUCCACCUACAAACCGACCGGUUAUGUACCGUUACACCAACAACAAAUCCGCGAUGUUUCAUUCCAUACAUCAACCAAUUUAUUCGUGACCGUUUCCAUGGACAAGUCGUUUAAAGUGACGGACAUACGGAACGCGCGAACGGUAUCGACGGCCGCCCUCGGCAUGCCUCUGUGGUCUUGUUGCUGGGACUCCAACAGCCAAUACUAUUUGUACGUGGGCACGCAGUCCGGUUCGACCGUGAAAUACGACAUUCGCAACCUGAACGAAACGUUCGAGGAGCUGUCGAUACCCGGCGACAUGUCGCCCGUGGUGUCGCUGGCGUCGAUCAACAACUGCAACUUGGUGGGGCUGGUGUCGUGCAAGCUGAACUCGUUGUGGUUGUUCGAGGAGCGCAACGCGAGGCAUCCGAUCAAUUUGAACGGACCGUUUGUUAGUAUGAAGUACGAUAGAGCUACCGAGCAGUUGCUGGUGUCUUCGAGGCCUAAUAAUCUGGUCGCCCAUUCGACGCACACGCUGUGUACUUUGAAGAAGACCAACGAGGGGGUGAAUUGCGAUACGGUGCACGUUUUUACAGGCGGUGGUAUGCAAAAGUUGCUGUCGAAGUCUUGCUUCGUGUCCGACGCGGGUGACUAUGUGGCCGCGUACGAAGAGACCGGCAAGUGCGUGUGCCUGUGGAGCAUCAAUACGGGGGCCAGGUGUUGCGCCGUGCCGGCCAAGGAGGCCGUGCUGGAUUUGAAGGGGGUGAGGAACGGUGGAGACACGUUUUUGGUGUCGCUUACCGAGAGAAAUCUGGAUUUUUACAAAUUUUUUUAGAAGUAAAUGAAUGUAAACUUGCCUAGAGGCGUCGGUUGUUAUUUUUGAUGUUUGUUGUGAUUUUCUUUAAAGAUAAUUCUUG